Vombatus ursinus (common wombat) is the source of this 2137-nucleotide messenger RNA. It is a transcript of the gene MBD4, whose product is annotated as methyl-CpG binding domain 4, DNA glycosylase. Gene Ontology annotation, molecular function: DNA binding; pyrimidine-specific mismatch base pair DNA N-glycosylase activity. The record is from RefSeq and is a predicted model, not a curated record. NCBI's taxonomy places the organism in Eukaryota, Metazoa, Chordata, Mammalia, Diprotodontia, Vombatidae. Gene Ontology annotation, biological process: DNA repair. Bases 332 to 1900 code for a protein of 522 amino acids. The transcript is spliced from 8 exons. Gene Ontology annotation, cellular component: nucleus.
CCGGGCCCCUGCGGCUGCACAGCUACCCCGCCCCGCCCCCUCCGUCCAAGCGGUCCGGCCCCACUUAGAGCUUCCUCUUUUUGCCCCCUUUCUUCCCCGCUUCCUCCCUUUUCUGCUUCGCAGCCCAGCCAGGGUGACGGAUGAAUUCUCUGGGCUCGCUGGUGGCGGGGCUCGCUUUCCUCUUCGGCUUCGCCCGACCCCAGGGCGUCUGGUACGGCCCGCCCCUUCCGUCGAGUCCGGCCACCUUCGUGCUUGCCCUGGUGCCCAGGCUUCAGGGGCUGCAGAGAAAGGAGGAGCUGCAAGGAAAUUUAAAUCCCAGGAGUUGAAAAAAAUGGGAGAUGAUGAAGAAAGAGAAGAAAUACCUCUCCAGUUACAGGAACCUAAUGCCAGCGCUCAGUGCAAUGGUGGCACUAUCAUGGAGUGCUCUAAGUCUAUUCCUUGUGGUUGGGAAAGAAUUGUGAAGCAAAGAUUAUCUGGAAAAACAGCUGGAAAAUAUGAUGUUUAUUUUAUCAGCCCUGAAGGAGUGAAGCUCAGAUCCAAAAGUUCACUUGCAUGUUACCUUCACAAAAGUGGAGAGACUUCUCUUAAGCCAGAGGAUUUUGACUUCCGGGCCCCUCCCAAGAGAAACCCUCCAUCGGGACCCCCACAUCCCAGUGUGGAAGCUCUAGGGGCACAGUUCCAGGUGGAGCCGAGCUGCUUGAGCCCAAAGCAGAAGCUUAGGACGCUUCGAAGGCAAGAGAAAGAUGCACUUCCUCCCCCAAGUAGGGGUUCACAGGUGCAGGACCAGAAUAGUGAACUGUUUUGCUUCACUUUCCACCAGAGGCUCCAGAAGGGUGCUGAUGUCAUUGGCUCUCAGAAUCUGAAAAAGCCCACAGGAAAGGCAGCAGCUGCGAAAGGGAGUCACAUUAAGGAAGCUAAGAAAAGGGGUAGGAAAGGUCAUUCUGGCUGCAUUCAGAGACAAAAAAGGGCAGCAUCUGGUGAAGAAGCUGUUUGCAGUGCACAUGAUGAUCACCUGGAGAGACCCCUGUGCUGUUCUGAUGAUGGAAUGAGUGAUGAGCAUAUAAAGGUGACAGAUGAAGAAGAAAAGGAACUGAUAGAGAAAGUAUUGGCUUCAGGCUGCCAUUCCCAAAUGCCUACUGCACAAGGAGCUUCAUGUACAGAAAAUACUUUAUGUGCCAAUGAAGUUUCAGAAUAUAAAGAAAAGAGUGGGCGUACUUCUGUAGGAUCUGAAAGGACCUUUAUAGAAACUGGGGAAGAAAAGGAGCAUUUGCAAGCUGACAUUUUAAAAUGCAGUUCUGAAAUAGACAGUAGCAGCUCCCAGGAUGAAAAAGAUUUGACUUUUGUGACGACAUUUCAAGAAAACACCAUCCAACAAACGAAAGUGGACAGAAGGAAAACCAGCCAGUAUUUCUCCAACAAAUACAACAAAGAAGCCCUUAGUGCACCUCGACGGAAACUGUUUAAAAAGUGGACUCCACCUCGAUCCCCUUUUAAUCUUGUCCAAGAAACACUCUUUCAUGACCCAUGGAAGCUCCUCAUCGCUACCAUAUUUCUCAAUAGGACUUCAGGCAAAAUGGCAAUCCCUGUGCUCUGGGAGUUUCUGGAGAGGUACCCUUCUGCUGAGGUGGCGAGAGCUGCAGACUGGAAGGACGUAUCGGAUCUCCUCAAGCCUCUCGGCCUCUACGAUCUUAGAGCCAAAACAAUUAUCAAAUUCUCAGAUGAAUAUCUGACCAAACAGUGGAAGUACCCCAUCGAGCUGCAUGGGAUUGGAAAAUACGGCAAUGAUUCGUACAGAAUUUUUUGUGUCAACGAGUGGAAGCAGGUCCAUCCUAAAGACCACAAGUUAAAUAAAUAUCAUGACUGGCUCUGGGAAAAUCAUGAAAAACUCAGUCUCAGUUGAAAAGACUUAAUGUUUUAACCUGGAGUUUUGACUCCAUCAGGCCUUCUGAGGAGCAGGUGGUCAUCACAACCCAUCCUCACGCUCUCUGCCUGUACAGACUGAAGUCAUAGCAAACACGGAUGGGCCCAAGUUAUACAAAGGUUAUUAAGUGAUAGCUGUGCUCCCCUUUGCCUUUGUAACUAAAUGUGCCCCCAAAAUGCUUUGAUACUUUUUUAAAUAAAUAAUGACUGAAUUUCA